Molecule: messenger RNA, 4484 nt
Organism: Hyla sarda
Lineage: Eukaryota; Metazoa; Chordata; Amphibia; Anura; Hylidae
Gene: DRP2
Product: dystrophin related protein 2
Exons: 24
Coding region: 522-3182 (886 amino acids)
Biological process (GO): synaptic signaling
Cellular component (GO): plasma membrane
Molecular function (GO): zinc ion binding; protein binding
Source: RefSeq, a predicted model, not a curated record
UGUGUCCUUAAGGGGUUAAAAGCAACAAUUAAAAAUAGUUGCAUCCUUAAAGGGUUAAUAAUCCAGCUAUAAUAAGUUUAUUACACCGAACCAGUGGUCUCCAAACUGUGGACCUCCAGAUGUUGCAAAACUUCAACUUUCAUCAUACCUGGACAGCUGUAAUGGCUUUCAAAGCAUGCUGGGAGUUGUAGUUUUACAGCAUCUGGAGGUCAGCUGCUCUAGACGAUUCUGGAACUUAAUCCCUUUACUACCUAGGGCUCCCAGAAGGCAACUUUGAUAAAAUGUCCAUGUCAUGGAAUGGUAUUAGUCUUUUGUUAAGUGUAUUUUGUUGUCUGACAGUAUAAUUGGAGACGCAAUACAUUUCUCUGGAUUACAGGAGGAGAAUACAUCCACAGAUCACAAUAAAGCACCUGCUGCCCUCUUAUUCAGAAGUACAUGGGACAGAACCUCUCCUGCGGGCGGGACCCCAUCUAGACGGUCUUAGAUUCUGAGCAGACAGAGAAAUCUCAGAUUUGAUCAACAUGAACCUCUGCUGGAAUGAAAUAAAGAAGAGAUCUCACAGCCUAAGAGCACGCCUGGAAGCAUUUUCAGAUCCCACCCUCAAGUUGCAGCCACCACUCCAAGAGAUAAUUGACUGGCUGGGGCAAAAGGAUGAAGAUCUGUCUGCCCAGCUUCCUCUUCGAGGUGACCUCGCAGUGGUGGAGCAAGCCAAAGAUAAACAUCUGCUCUUUAUGGAAGAGGUGAAGUCACGAGGUCCUUAUAUAUAUUCCCUACUUGAGUCUGCUCAAGCUUUCCUCACGCAGCAUCCUUUUCAUGAUAUAGAAGAGGACACGUCUACACUAGCCAAAGAUGCCUCUCCCAGGAGUCGAUCUCAGAGUCUUAGUCGUUUACUUUGGAAACAAGCAAGUGUGGCUAGUGAACUGUGGGAGAGGUUAUCAGCCCGUAGUUUAGACCAGCACCGUCAUCUGGAGAGGACAUUAGAGCAGCUUCGGGAUUUAAGAGUUUCAAUGAAAGAAGCUACAGAUGCACUAAGUCAAGCAGAGAGUGUGCAAACAACUUGGGAACCAAUAGGAGAUUUGUUUAUAGAUUCCUUGCCUGAGCACAUCCAGGCUACAAAGCUGUUUAAAGAAGAGAUUAUGCCUAUAAAAGACACAAUCAAGAUGGCAAAUGACAUUGCUCAUCAGCUAGCCCUGUGUGAUGUACACCUCUCGAUAGAAAAUGCACGUGAGCUUGAACAAAUUAACAACCGAUGUAAACAGCUCCAGACUUCUGUUACAGAACGCCUUCGGCAGCUGCAGGAUGCUCAUCGUGACUUUGGACCUGAGUCCCAACAUUUUUUAUCUUCUUCUGUGCAAGUGCCCUGGGAGAGAGCAAUAUCACCCAACAAGGUUCCAUAUUAUAUCAAUCACCAGGCACAAACAACUUGCUGGGAUCAUCCUAAAAUGACAGAGCUGUACCAAGCACUUGGAGAUUUAAACAACAUAAAGUUUUCUGCAUACCGAACAGCAAUGAAGCUGCGCAGGAUUCAAAAGGCUCUAAGAUUGGACUUAGUCACCCUACCCCUGAUGUCUCAGAUACUUAGUUGUGAUAUCCUGCAAUCUUCAGAUCGUUCUCUUGAUGUUCUCGAUGUAAUUCGGUGUUUGAGUUCAUUGUAUGAGCGAUUAGAAGAAGAACGAGGACUUUUAGUCAAUGUGCCAUUGUGUGUGGACCUAGCCCUCAACUGGUUACUAAACGUCUUUGAUGGUGCUCGUGUUGGAAGAAUACGGGCCCUUUCUUUUAAGGCUGGAAUAGUGUGUUUAUGUGAUUGUGAUGUUAAAGGAAAACUACAACAUUUGUUUUUACAAGUAGCUGGACCUGAUUCAACUUGUGAUCAACGGCAGCUCAGCCUUGUACUACAUGAAGCCAUUCAGAUACCACGUCAGCUUGGAGAGGUUGCAGCAUUUGGAGGAAGUAAUGUUGAACCCAGUGUGAGGAGCUGCUUUAGAUUUGGAAAUGGAACAUCACAUCUGGAGUUGUCUCAAUUUCUCGAUUGGGGAAGUCUGGAACCACAGUCCUUAGUAUGGCUUCCAGUUUUACAUAGAGUGACCUUAGCUGAAACUGUCAAGCAUCAGACAAAGUGCUCCAUCUGUAAAAUGUGCCCAAUAAAGGGAUUUAGAUACCGCAGCUUAAAACAGUUUGGUGUGGAUAUAUGCCAGUCCUGCUUCUUAACUGGACAAGCAGGAAAAGGAAAUAAACUUCAUUAUCCGAUAAUGGAAUAUUACACCCCGACAACUUCAGGAGAGAAAAUGAGAGAUUUUGCAACCACUCUGAAGAAUAAAUUUAGGACUCGCCAUUACUUUAGUCGACAUCCUCAGCGGGGCUAUCUUCCUGUGCAGUCUGUACUUGAAGAUGAAGUUACUGACACGCCAUUGUCUUCUCCAGUUCUUCCUCACGCUGAGACACAUUUAAGGAUAGAACACUUUGCUAGCAGACUCGCUGAGAUGGAAAAUCAGAACUGUUCCCUUUUCACUGAUAGCCUUUCUCCUGAUGACAGCCUUGAUGAUGAUCAGUAUCUGCUGCGCCACUCCAGUCCUAUUACAGAUCGGGAUCCAUGUACUACUACACAGACAGUGGAAGGAUUAAAUCCAGAGGAGGAACAAGGGGAGUUAGAAAAAAUACUUGCCCAGCUGGAGAAUGAAAACAGGAUUCUUCAGGGAGAAUUAAAACGAUUGAAAUGGCAGCAUGCAGAGGUAGGAGAGGGUGCCUUUUUUGGGGAGGUGUCACCUGAUUUUGGAGGCAGCUGCAGUGCUGACAUACAAAGUGAAGAAUUGCUAAGUGAGGCACGGAUACUGCGGCAUCACAAAAAUCGUUUAGAGACUCGUAUGCAGAUAUUGGAGGAUCACAACAAGCAACUUGAAUCCCAGCUACAGCGACUCAGGGAACUAUUGCUACAGCCUAGCAUAGAGGAUGGUAAGAGUUCUUCCACCUCACAGUUGGACUCAGACAGCAAGUAUCCGACAGAUGAUAAGAGAGGAACACCAGAUACUGAAGCUGCAGAUGAUGUGGACAGUGGAACUAGGGAGGUGAGCUUACACCUGGAAGACAUCAUGGAAAGGCUAAAGAAUGCUUUUCCAAGCACAAUAGAUAAAGAAAUAUCGGAUGGUAACACUGCAGACCAAAAAUCUCCGACACAGCCUUUUUGACAAUGGACCUCCUUUCUACUCAAAAGUAUUGAUUGGCUAAGAAUAAGUAACGUUAAAGAUACUUCACGGCAAAAGAAAAGGUGCAUCAAGGAUUAAAAGCUGAUAUAUAAAUAGCUGAAUUCACACAGUUUUUUACUAUGCUCCUUAUUGGCAUCUUAAGGGUUUUUUUUUUUUAGCUCGCGAAAGUAAUUGACAGACAUUGAAAAAUCAACAUGCAUUUUGGUGUGCUUUUGUCAACAUGGCCACUUGUGCAAAAUAUAUGCCAUAAAAAAUGCUUAAAAUGCGUUGCUUUUCUUUCUUUUUUUGUUAACAAAACACUGUUUAAAAGAAGCUUUAAAGCUCAGUUAGGCUAGGAUUCCACUGGUGUUUUUUUUUUUUUUUUUUUUUUUAACACACAAAAAAAAAACAUGCAAAAAACUACCACUGAAUUUUCCAGCGUGUUUGUGUUUUUUGUGGCAUGGUUUAUGGCGUUUUUACCUUUGUGUGGAAAUUGCUUUUUCAGCUCCUUUGGCAGUUUUUUUAGGAAUCUUAAGGAAUGAUGCCGUAGGGAUGCAGGAAUUUGUAGGGAAGUUAUUUUCUUUUAAAUUUUAUUUUAAAGCAGGGAGCCAUUAUCUGGAGUGGGGCAGGGAAUUAAGAGCUGCUGACAACAUCAAAAUUGCAAACAUGUAUGACUUUUAUGUGUAAUAAUGUAUUUAAUGUUUAAUAAUGAUGUUACUUAAAGGGAUUAUCCACCAUAAGGUGAUUUUAGUACAUACCUGCCAUGCUAUCCUUUUGUUAACUGGGUAUUUCCUGUUAGAGUUUGGUUUCUUAAACUACACAUCCCAUGGUUCCAUGUUUGUAAGUGUGAAGUUGCAUUCCUUCCUCCCACACAUCAGCCACCACACCCAUUGCAGCACAAAUGAGCUAAAAAAAUCAGUGUUGCCUCAGGGUGCCUACAGCUGUUGCAAAAUAAUCCCUCCCACCCAGCGGUCGCUCCACCCAUUGAAGCAGGACAGGCUCCCUUUGCACAACUGACUAGUGAUGUCAGAUCUCGACGCACUGCAACCUGGGAAAUACCAAGACAUGAGUAAUUUUGUAUGCUGUAAAAAAUAUUGGGGGAAAAUCACAUAUGAAUUGUGAGACCACCGUCCCACACAGGUACAGACACUAUAUUAUGAACUACACUAACUUUACAGCCACUGCAGCAUUGUCAAAUAAAAAAAAAUCCUGAAACUGUUUAACUGUACCUUAAUUUUUUCUUAGUUACUGUAUAUUUUCCUCAGCGCUUGCGCUACACACAUCUUGGAAGAGACGCUGUUUCAU